GUAGGUCUCUUUCUCGGUAAAAAAUACGAAGCGACCGUCAUCUCCACCACAUACACACUACAAACGCGCUGUACCAGUUUCAUUUCAUUCUGCGUUGAUACGUCAUAUUCACGGAAAGUCGAAACAACAGCAUCAGCAACACAUCUCAGGAAGCUGUAGGCAACUAAAUAUUUCAGCAGGUAUGUCGYGACGAAGAAAAUACAUCGGAUGUUCAAUCACGUACUGAGUUCGUCGAAACCGGUGGCACUUUUCUCCCCCGUAGAACAUAGUAGGGGGACUGCGUCGGGUGCGRMGCAACGCAAUGCUUUCUCUGCUCAUGCCACYGYCCUAUUUGGCAACAAUUUCCACCGUAGCGUCGUGGAACUGGGAAURUGAUAACUGYAUCAUUUUAAUCCACCUCUGCCUGUCUCUUCGACUGUUCACAACAAUCUCAAAGCAUUUGACUUACUACAGCUUACACCAAACGUUAUUACCUCAUGUCAUCUAAAUUGCUUACAUUAGGCAACGAAACACCUGCUACUGUGAUACGAAUGCUAGGGCGACCAUUACGAAGCCUAGAACACGAAGACCACAGCAAACAGGAUCCAAUCACUUCAGAUGCUCACAUUUGAACACAUCAUUUCAUAGUUCCAUUCUCAGCGUCAAACUAAUUGGACGAAAAUCAUUGGAUAAGGUUGUCGAUCAAAGAAAAAAAGAAUACUGCACCAGCAAUGGCCAAUACCACUACUAUCGAGGUCGAUCCGGAUGUCGCGAAAACUCCGUCGAAAUCGGACCCGCCGUCGAAAAACGGUGUGCAAUCCAAGGGCGAAACUCCUUCCAAAAGUAAGCGCAAGUCCAUAUCGAUUCCCUACACGGAGCUGAUCCACASUGCCAUUGUGGCUCUUAAAGAUAGAACCGGAUCCUCUGCUCCCGCAAUCACUAAGUGGAUCAUGAACAACCACCCCACUAUGGAUCCCGCCAAACUGAAACAGAAAAUGAAUUUCACCCUCAAACUGGGAGUCAAAUCCAAGCGGUUUGUCAAAAUCAAAUCCUCCUUCAAGAUCAAUCCAGUUUACGUAAAGAAUGAACAAAAGAAAAAGGCGGCGGCCAAUGCAAAGAAGAGAAAGGCGACRGCAUUGGCCAACGCCAAGGCUGAUAAGGCGGCCAAGAAAGCAGCAGCCGCUGCAAAACCUCCAACCAAAGCAGAGCUUGCAGCUCUGAAAGAGAAAGAGCGAAAGGAGAAGGCCGAGAGGGAGAAGCAAAAGAAAGAAAAGGAUCGUCAGGAGCGAAUCCGAAAGCGCAAGUUUCCCAUGGACGAUCUCAAGCUCAUCGAGGAAGACAGGGAACUAAAGGUGGUGUCRCCUUGUAGAGACAACGCUCGCCCGUCCCUGGAACUGGCCAUGCCCAACUAUCCUUCCGCUUGUCGGUCCGAUACGAUGGGGUCGGGGAUUAUGAACGAUGUGAUUCACAUUUACCAUUUUUUUCGUGGAGAUUUAGGAUGGGGUCGCUUCAAGAAACAAAAAUCAAUCGUUGCACCCUUUUCAUUGAACCAAUGGAUGGAAUGCGUCCAGUURGUUUCGAAGGGAUGGUGCAAAAAGGCGAAGAUGCUUCCGCCCUUGAUGACACACUUAUUUGUGGUGGCACUGCAAUAUCUCGUGCCUGAGAAAUUGAGCGUAGCAUUGACGCCUGCCAGCUGGAGCGAGGUGCUGUUGCUGUAUAUGGAUGCCAUGGAACAAAAGUACACUGAUAGGAUUCCGGCAGAAGAGGGCAAGACCACAAUUCGCUCUUUAGGCAUCGACGCAGAAUACCUCUUUUUUAUAAAUGAUGAACCAAAAGACAGCAGUGAACUCGACCCUCCAACUUCAAAUUCCUCUUAUCUUGGAACGGGUAUUUUGAAAAAGGCACAUAGCAAAUUUGURAAUACCGACCCSUGGCAACUGAGUGCUGAGGAAUUACUUUCGUUGCUGAAGGCCUUGGUAGACGAUAUUCUCGGCACUUGUGGGGAUUGUGCGGAGGAACUUGAGAUUCGGAAUGAYGAGACGUACGAACUCUUGAAACGAAAGAAGGCAGCCGAUGCACAAUUCCGGAAAUUUCAGACGGCUCACAAUCGACAGCUCGCUGCCGAAGCAGCCGAGGAAAAAAAAAACAAAAAGCGAUUGAGGCGGCAAUCAAGGGGGAGGCAAACGGAGAGGAGAAAGUAGAAGUGAAGAAACCGGAAAAAGUUACUCGAAGCAGUAGUAAGGCUUCCAAAAUAAGUGAAGCUAAGUUGGAAAAGGUACGCAGGGAACAACAGAAGGCGCAAGACGCCUACGACAAGAGCGUUCGAUCAAAACGCAUUCGCACGGAACCCGCUGGAAUGGAUCGAAACUUUCAAGAAGUCUAUCAUUGYUCGCAGGAUCCGGAAUUUGUCUUUUUCCUCCAACAGGGGAAACCGAUUCAAACCGAUCUACCGUUUAAGAUUCCUGAUAGCAAACCGGUUCGUCGAAUUUCCUGGCAGGCUAUUAAAAAGAAGUCUACUCUGAAYCAGUUYAUGGAAUCCUUGGAUGUUCGUGGCAUUCGCGAAUCAAACCUUCACGAAGCUCUGCAGCUGGCACGCCGCCAUGUCUAUGACGAUAUCAAAGAAGCCAAUGACAAAAAGGCCUUGCUUCGAGAGAAGAGUGAUGUUAAACGUAGAUUAGAAAACGCUCGAACCAAUUACCAAAGCGGACGAAAAUCAGGUCGGUUAGCAUCCCAGUCCGAACAGGAGUUGAUUGACCUUCAAGAGGAGAUCGAGCGGUUGGAAAAAUCAGUUGAGGAAGGAAAUGUGGUUGAGGAGUACGAUUUAGAGCUGGAGACAGGGUUGGAAAUGCUCAGAAACUUCGAGACACAGGAAGAGCAAACUAGAAAACGCCGUGCCAAUCGACGAGAGGUUCGAAAAGCCCCCGACGACGAAGAUAAACGUGUUAAAAAGCUGCCAUGCAGCAAAUUAUGGCCAACUGGUCACAUUGAUGGUACGGGCAUCGUGGGAUUCACAGUAAGCCAGCUACUGGAGCUAGAAGAACGCGUUGAAAACCUUUCAAAAUGGGAAACUGGAGACCGGAAGGCCUGGAUUUCGAGUCUCGAGACAGCAAUCCAUGCAUGGAACGAAGGAAGCUUGCCUUUUCUGUUUUGCGACGAAACCACCUUGACAAACAACGGUGGAUCACCCUCCAGCGUGAUUGCAUCCCCAGAACCCAAGUCAAAGAAGCAGCAUAAUGGGUUGCCGAGUUCAUAUAAUUCGAACGCCGCCUCUUCGCAAAAUUCGGCACUUUCAACGUACCAGAUUGUAUGCAUGAUUAGGGUGAGUUCCUUUUCAAUUGAGUAUUCAAAUGUAUUCACAUGCUGAAACGUGGAAGUUGUUUUUCACUUGAUUCUUACUCCUGACUUCCUCCUGUGACAUCAUUUAGCAACGUUUGCUAGAGUUGGAAAAUAGAAUUUUCGAAGCGACUGGUCUUGCCAUGGUGGCCAAGGAAACCGACGAGGCCGACGAGAAUAUGUCGACGAGCCCUGAAGACGAGGAAGAGAGGAUCCAGGAUGCCUGGAAAAAGCAAAUUCAUCGAUUGAGGCGGAUCCCUGCAAAGGCCUAUACGAAGAUUCACACUGUUCUUGUGGAUGCAAUUUCAGCGGCUCGUAAAACACAAAAUACUGUUGUAGUUGCUGAGUUAAAGCAUGCAUUAGUCGAAUAUCAUCCUGAGGCAGCAAGCUAUUGCAAGGAGGAAGCCUUACAAGUUUUAGAGAAGCAUGGUGGUUACGAAGAAGAUACCGAUGACGAAAGUGUAGAAGAUGCAAAUGAAACGAAUUUAGAGAAGGGAAUCGMAGAUCAAACGAAGACAAAAAUUGAUUAUUCGGAUAUUUCGAAUUGCCUUUGUGCAGAGGCUAUCAUUUUGAAUAGUAGUCUUGACGGACACGAGGAUGCGAGUCGUGUGGAUUGGAUUAGAGCAGUGAAACAGACUAGAACAGUUUCUAAGCAGGCAGCAUUCAUAUCUGCUUUCGUUCAGAAAGCAAACGCAAAAAUUACGAAAAUGGAAGAAGAGAAUUCGGCUCUAAUUGAUGCCAUGGGUGUAUGGAUCAAGAGUCGACCAAAAAAGAAGAAAACUUCCCAUCYAGUUCCCGAGUUGUCCGAGGUAUGGGCAAAUGUGAACUUUUCCGAAGAAUUUUGUUUCGUCAAAGUUGAAGAGUACCCCAUGUGGCCAGCGAGAAAGUGCAUUCCAAAGGAUGGUGAAUUAACAUCCCAGCUCGAAUUGGCGGACCGCUUGCUUGUUUCCCUUGUUGGUGAACGCGGCGCGUUGCGUGUUGUAAAGACAGAAAACUGCAUUCCGUUUUCGGAUACUCCUCCAGAAGAAGAUAUCAGCAAUCAUCCACGCGAUAUUCGGAACCAAUUGGAGGAAGCAAUGAAUGUGGCGAGGCGAGUUGUUCGGGGUCAGCAGAAGAAGAAAUCGAAAUCUAAGAAAAUUCCGAUCAACUCAAUAAAGUAAGAUCGAAUUUAACAUAUUAUCGGAUCUCAAUUUCUUUCUUGCUUCGGCGUGACCACAUUAUUUCAUGCYUUCGGUCACGAUUSCACAAUACGAUUUUUGUGGGGUGGUGAAUAACAAUUAGAUUYGAAUCUUUAUUAAUAUGAAGUUCACAAGUAUUAUGUAUGAAUUGUUACCAUAUAUAUAUUAUGCAAGAGUUUUUACCGUCAAACUAUUGUGAUGGCUGUAUUCCUUUUCGAGAGAAGAUUAACGAAACUCAUCGUUUGCAUUAACAUGUUCCGUCAAUCUCUGAUGCUUAUCCUUGCCCUUGCAUCUUCGUUUCUGAUACAGAGAUUGAUGAAUCACCUUCGACGUUUCUUCUUGGCGGACUGCGAAUGAGACUUGUAGUAACAGCGGAUCCUGUCUCUCACCAUAGAGAAUGUAAAUUCCUCAAAAAUGUAGCCCUCCUCAGAUGCAAGGUCUAACA
Messenger RNA from Pseudo-nitzschia multistriata, 4935 nucleotides. The record is from the annotation of a GenBank genome assembly. Lineage: Eukaryota; Bacillariophyta; Bacillariophyceae; Bacillariales; Bacillariaceae.